GGGCCGGUCACGGUCACGGUCACGGCGUCCGCGCAGCAUGGGCUGCAUGAAGUCCAAGCAGACCUUCCCCUUCCCCUCCACCAUCGAGAGGUGUGAGCCGCGGGUGCCGACGCCCGUCACCCAGGACGGGGAGGACGGGGAGGACGUGGAGGACGUGGAGGAGGUGGAGGGCGUGGAGGAGGUGGUGGAGGUGGAGGAGGCGGAGGUGGAGAAGGUGCAGGCGGUGGAGGAGGCGGAGGAGCCGGCACAGCCCGCAGAGCCCAAAGUCGUGGUGUCCGAGUUCGCGCACCGCCUGUCGCAGGAGAUCCUGAGUGGCGCCCUGCAGCAGUGGGCAGACGGCAACGCCAAGUACGCGGACAUCCCGUUCAUCGAGAGUGACGGCCUCGGCGUGGCCCAGCGCUGACGCGGCGGGGCCGCGGGCAGGGUCGGUGCUAGUUCACAUACAUGAAACAGAAGCAAAGCCUUGUAUGAAUAAACACAUGUGACUCCUUCUAAGUAAAGGCCAGUCUGUGACAAUCGCCACAGCAUAGGCCCCAGGUGAAAUGUGUCUGCAGCAGGUGCUCCCGUGGUGGGAGUUCAGCGGAGAGGGCGAGCCACAGGCCUGUGGUCCCGCCGCCAUCAGGGUGCCCGAGACAGGACAGCAGCGCCAUCAAUAAAAACGCAAUAAUGCCCGAGGCUCCAAGCAGCCUAGAGACACCCCUGAACUAACUAGUACGUGUGCUCGUUUACACCGAAACCCCACGGCACGGAGAGGAUUUUUCGGGAAAUGCCGUGGCAGUGGUGGUGCUCGAGCCACAGGAAUUCACAGUGGGUUCUGUUUGUCAGAACCAUGUGCGUCCAGGAUCCCCAUCUCCAGUGGCCCCGCUUUAGGAAUCAGCUCUGAGGAGAGAGCCCCCGGGAGCCUGUCCUUCGGACACGUACGCUGCCCUGGCCAGGGCUCGGGGGUGGGAGUGGGGUCCGUACACCCAAAGGCUGUGGCUUGAUUCCCGUCAGGGUCCAUACCGAGGUUGUGGGUUCAAUCCCCGAUCGGGGCAACCAAUCGAUGUUUCUCUCUUCCACCACCUCUCUCUCUCAAAACAAUAAAAACAUCCUGGAGUGAGGGGUAGAGACAAGAGUGCUAUGCUUUCACCUGUGACAUGUUCCGCCUUGAACCUCAGGACCCUCGGCUCCGCCCUGAGCGGAUGCCCCAGACUCUCCGCGGAAGGCACUUCCUAAGACAGUUGAUGAAGUCCUGGCAGUAACGUUUAGUGCAGGAACCAAGGCCCGGGGACAGAACCGCACAAGAACACCAGCUGGGUGCCGGUAGGAACAGCGACCGGCGGCGGCAGGGCCUGGGCGUGGUGCUGAGCGUGCACCAGGCUUUGCUCCCAGCGAGGUGCAGGGCUCGAGGCUGCUGCUUAUUGUGACACUCCUAGGGCAUUUACUGCCAUACACGGUGCUGUUCUCAUAAAGCUGACUUUCCAGGAAGUUUCUUUAAAGGAAUUUAGGACCGUUUGAGAUCGCUAGUGACAGAACAUGUAGAGGGGAAGGUGCUCAGACAUAACUUGUAGGAAGACUGGGACUGAGUCUCUAGGGUGGUCUUUCCAGGACCUGCCCCGCUGAGUUUAACUGGAAAGAGCUAAGCCCGUGUGAGAGCCUUUCGUUAAGGAAUGGGCUCCUCACGGAAGCCUCUGGAAGCUGAGACAGGCGUGGCCUCUCGUGAGGUAGCAUGCAGCGGGCCUUGCAGCAGGCGGAAGUGCCACCGCUCACUUCACAGCCGUGCUGAGCCCCCGGCGAGCACAGGGGUCUGAGUCACGGGCUGAGGUCUGCGACGCGCAUGGCGGGCCACCCCCCACUGCCCGGGACGCCUGUCACUCACCUUCCUUCCACUGGUCCCGGCCGUCCUAGCAGCUCAGGAAACCCCUCGAAUAUGAGGAACCGAGUCUCAGGCUGAGGCAGACACCCUCCCGACACGGCAGGUGCUUCCACGGAAGAAAAUGCAGGUUUCUGAGUGUUUACACGACUCAGACGGGAGCCCGGGCCAAAGCCCAGAAGCUGCCGUUCUCACUCACUCCACACCUCCGCCUCGGGGCCCUGUGCACAAGGCCAUGUGCUGGAAGACAAGUUACAUAAACAACAUUGUGAGGAGAAGAGCCACAUGCCAGCAGCACACGGAGGGCCGCAGGCUGCUCGCUGGCUUAUGCCAAGUGUUUAACCUCCGCUCCUGCUCUGCUCAGGGGUCACGGAAGGCCACCUGGUCCCCGUCGCUGUGUGUGACCCUGACACGAUGCACCUCCCUUACCCCGUGGCCGGGCGCCCUGGCUCCCGAGCCCUUUCUCGGGGCGUGCGUCCUGCGCCACAGAUCCUGGAGAUGCACCUGCGUCGGGAGCAGGCGGGAGGGAGCCGCCGACACGCUGAGGUGCACGUGGUUGGCGCUGAUGCCGAGAUGCAGGAGGCCCUCUUUAAUAGGACAGCUCAGGCUCCGUCAGGCCUUACUUUUAAAUAUUAGGUUUACUUCCUUUUAAAGGGGAAAGGACUGUUGGAGGGAGGAGACAUACAACAGGGAAAACAUCUGUUCCAACUUGUGUCACACGCAGAUGAACUAAGAUGGCCAGUGAGGGAGGAGAGCGGGGCAGAGUGUGAGGCGCAGCACGAACGCCAGCUCCCCAGAAGCACGUUCCCCACUGAGGACAGGCCAGCGCCCCACACAACACCAGCCCGGGGCCAGCACGGGCCACGCCCCCCUGCAGGCGGCAGAGGGAAUGUGCCCACCUCCGUUAGGCACGUGACCUCCCCCACCGCUGGCCUGGCCUCCUGCCAGGUCAGGUCAUCGCGGGCAGCACAGGCCUGGGUGCGAGCUCCCUCCGCUCUCGGAGGUUCUCUGCCAACUCCCCAUUUUAUUAUUAGCUCUGAAUGCACAGGCGUGAAGGGGAUGGAAAUGACUCCGGUCCCAAGGAAUCCUUUGUCAAACUGCCUUAUUGGCACUAAAAAUAGGCACAGUAAAGGCACAAAGCAUGAGAUCCUGCAUCCUAGUCACUAUCACGGACAUUUACGAGAUGGAGAGACUGUACUUGUAUAAUGUGAGAAAUCUGGAGGUGAGACACGCUGUAAAUCCCGUCAGCAGUCAUUUAAAACAAAGCCCUCACGUAGGUUUACUUCCUCCUGCAUUUGUGUGACCACGCGGGACACACACAGCUCAGAGGCACUCUCUCCCUCUCAUUUGGCAAAACUGACAUUUUAUCAGCCAGUUCCCCUCCAAGUCUUAGCUAUGAAAUGGAAUAUUUUUUCCAAAUAUUUUUGUGGAAACACUUCUUUGUACAAUAAAGGUCUAGUUGCAACUAA
Molecule: messenger RNA, 3321 nt
Organism: Myotis myotis
Lineage: Eukaryota; Metazoa; Chordata; Mammalia; Chiroptera; Vespertilionidae
Gene: AKAP19
Product: chromosome unknown C2orf88 homolog
Exons: 1
Coding region: 38-403 (121 amino acids)
Molecular function (GO): protein kinase A regulatory subunit binding
Source: RefSeq, a predicted model, not a curated record